Messenger RNA from Folsomia candida, 1611 nucleotides. It is a transcript of the gene Sce, whose product is annotated as E3 ubiquitin-protein ligase RING2. Gene Ontology annotation, cellular component: PcG protein complex; ubiquitin ligase complex. NCBI's taxonomy places the organism in Eukaryota, Metazoa, Arthropoda, Collembola, Entomobryomorpha, Isotomidae. The transcript has 6 exons. Bases 171 to 1385 code for a protein of 404 amino acids. The record is from RefSeq and is a predicted model, not a curated record. Gene Ontology annotation, molecular function: ubiquitin protein ligase activity; chromatin binding.
CAAUUCUCCGCUCUUCUCACAAAAUAACAAACACAACACACAUCUACUUUUUUUUAGAUUGUUCAUAUAAUUACAAAACAUUGUACACUUAAUUUCGACGCAGUUGAAGAAAAGAGUGCAUUUCCUUCUUGUCGCCAGAUACUAGGAAAAGACAAGAAGGGAAUAACAGCAUGCCCAUGGCUGGUGCCACCACACCCAACACCAACGCCGGAACCAAUGCUGCGACCGGCGGCAGCGGCGCGACGCCCGUAACGGCGCCCGUCUUGUCGAAAACGUGGGAGCUGAGUGACUACGAGUUGCAUAGAACCCCACAGGAAGCCAUCACUGAUGGGAGCGAGAUUGCCGUUUCGCCACGCGCUUUACACUCGGAACUUAUGUGUCCAAUUUGCUUGGACAUGUUGCAUGAGACGAUGACGACAAAAGAGUGUUUACACCGUUUCUGCGCCGAGUGUAUCAUAACUGCGUUACGUUCUGGGAACAAAGAGUGUCCAACUUGUCGCAAGAAACUCGUAUCCAAACGAUCUCUCAGACGGGACCCAAAUUUCGACAUGUUAAUCUCCAAAAUAUAUCCGUCACGAGAGGAAUACGAAGCCCAGCAACAAAAGGCUAUCGCUCGGCUUGGCAAAUCUCAUAACCAACUCGCACUCGCCACAUCAAUUGAGGAAGGCAUGAAAGCACAACAGUCUCACAACCGGAAAAUAGCAAAAGCAACCAAAAACUGUGGUGGGGCUGGAAAUAAUAAUAACAACGGAGACGUUCUGCCUCCCAUAACCGACUCACCCACUGGAGGAGUGGUAGUCGGGAAUGGAGGGGUAGGAAAUUCAACGCCGUUGGACGGUCUCACUCUUCUGAAUAAUGUUAUCAUUGAACCGUCGGAUGGAGCGAGCGCGGCACAUGGGGCACCUUCUAAUUCCAAUAAUGGGAUGGGGGGUGGUUCUGGAAUUAUUCCCCCAAAAAGUGGAGCAAGUAGGACUAAUUCGAUUGGAGACAAUUCUUCAAAUACUUCCGAUGAAGUUACUGAAGUUGAGCUAGUUUUCAAACCUCAUCCAGACAUGAUUCCAUCCAGCUCUGGGGGAGGAGGCCAAGAUUUCCCACAAGUUUCCCAACUUCAGACACGAUUUAUUAAAACAUCUGCCAACGCAUCGGUUGAGCAUCUCAACAAGUAUUUAGGAAUGCGACUUGGUUUAGAAUUGGACAUUGAUACAGACAAGGACAAAAAGAGCCAUAUCGCUUGUUCGACGUGGAUCGCACCCAAUGGAAAUUUUAUCCGAAUUCCUCAUGGUCUCACGUUGGGACAAAUUUGUGACAAAUAUUGGCGAUUUAACAAACCUUUGGAAGUAUUUUAUUGUGUUAAUUAUGUAAAAAAAGAUGAAAUCUUCGAAUAGACUAAGUUUUAUAAUGUUAUUUGUAUUUGCGUUCGUUGCAUAUUAUGUUGAUUUUGUUAUAUGCGUAUAAUAGUUUUUAAUAUAGUAUUUUAUAAGUACUGGACUAUGCCGUUGCAAUGUUUUCUGUCAUUUAGAUGAAACUUGAGCAUAUAAUCUUUUAACGAAAACCUUGUAAUAUUUAUUUGUACAUGCAUUUUUCGUCCCGUAUUAAAUCUGUAAAACAAAC